Molecule: messenger RNA, 1558 nt
Organism: Papilio xuthus (Asian swallowtail)
Lineage: Eukaryota; Metazoa; Arthropoda; Insecta; Lepidoptera; Papilionidae
Product: cytochrome b5-like
Exons: 1
Coding region: 176-565 (129 amino acids)
Cellular component (GO): membrane; intracellular membrane-bounded organelle
Molecular function (GO): heme binding
Source: RefSeq, a predicted model, not a curated record
CCUGCAUGAAUUCAACAGCUUUAUAUUUACCUAUUGCGUGUUAAACUGAAUAGUACAUUAUAUGUCAUGGAUGUGGUGGGGAUGAUGCUGGAGUAAUAUCGGAGACGUGACGCGGCGUGCCAGCCAUAGUGACCGCACAGCCGCCGGGUGAGACGCUCGCCGCUCGCGACACAACAUGGAGACCAAGAAGUUCACCAGGAAGGAGAUCGCCGAAAGGGACACCAAAGCGGAGACCGUGUUCGUAAUAGCCAACAAAGUGUACGAUGUAACCAAGUUCGUCGACGACCACCCCGGCGGACAUGAGAUCCUGGUAAACGUGGCAGGCAAGGACGCCUCGGAGCAGUUUGAGGAUGCCGGCCACAGCCUGGACGCCAAGGAACUGAUGCAGAAGUACUACAUCGGGGAGCUGGUGGAGCAGGAUAAGCGGCAGGUGAUCGACCGCAACGUGAACUGGAACCUGCCGCCGCUGCCCGAGGAAUCCGCGAGCGGCUUCUUCUCCUCAUGGAAGUUCCCCGCCGCGCUGGGCCUGCUGCUCACUCUCCUCUACACCUAUCUCUUCUCAUAAAUUUUACUUUUAAAGAUUGUAACGUCGAAGCAAAGAUCGGAUCUUUGCAUCUGUGUAAUAAUGUCAGCUGAAAGGUAACAGCUGCGCAUGCUGCGCUCUCCUACUCAAUUAUAACUUACACUCAGCUUUAAAAACGCACUAUCACGGCAAGUGGCAACUUCUUGAUGUGAUACAGCGUAUUUUUUAUUGGGCUGUUGAUUACAAUAAAAAUAAUUUUUUUUUAUUUCUUUAUCUGUAUCGAUAACAAAAUUGAUUUUUUAAAUUCUGGGCAUAACAUAUUUACUGUAAUCCCUCUCGAUUUGUUUGUGUGCGUGUGUGUGUAUGUUCUCGAAUCACUGGACAACAAGAAAAACCGUCAUGAAGCAUAACACGGCGGCGGCAUAUUCAUCUAAUGUAAAUACUUUAUUCUUAUGAGCAUAAAAUGUUCUAACACAAUGAUUGUCAUUGUCAACACUUGUCAUUAUCAAGGCACAAUUAUAUGAAUGCAGAAUGCACUAACCAAUUGCAAUAACAUCGCUCAACUCAAUUAAUCUUUUGGUAAACUAAAAUACUGCAUUUGAGAAAUUAUAAACUUGUCCAUUUAAGUUAAAUAUAACAUGUGUUAAUACUAAAGUAGACAAUGUCAACUUUCUCAGAAUAAAAGUUAACCGACUAAAUGUCGGAGUCGAAAGUAGAGAGUAGACAAAAUUAAUAAGAAAAUAUCUAGCUACUGUUAUGUACUCUAGUUACUGUGCAGAUCAACAUCAGUAUGUGUUGUAAAUAAUGCAUAUUUUGCUUAUUUAUAUCCUUUGCUUUUAUACGGUAUUAUUUUUGGGGCAAUGCAAGUAACAUUCAAGAAACAUUUGUACUCCAAAAGCGAUGUAUUCGCAUAAUAUAAUAUAUAACUGGAAAAACCGAGAAAUGCUAAGAAGUACAUUUAAAGAAACAAUUUUAACGCCGACUUGCAUCUGGACUUCACAUCUUGGAGUUAUAUCUUCUAACAAAAAGAAAAAG